This is a messenger RNA of Spinacia oleracea (spinach), 1567 nucleotides long. Its product is annotated as probable protein phosphatase 2C 73. The transcript has 6 exons. Bases 322 to 1407 code for a protein of 361 amino acids. The record is from RefSeq and is a predicted model, not a curated record. Gene Ontology annotation, biological process: protein dephosphorylation. Gene Ontology annotation, molecular function: protein serine/threonine phosphatase activity. Lineage: Eukaryota; Viridiplantae; Streptophyta; Magnoliopsida; Caryophyllales; Amaranthaceae.
UGUAUUGAUAUCUUUUAUACUCUACAUGUCCUUUUUGUAGUUUUGCUCCCUCUUUCUCUCUCUCUUCCUCAAUAAACAUCCACAAACAGAAACAUAAUUAAGAGGGAGGAGUAACAAGAUAUGGACUCCUGUGAUCCAUUUCUUUCUCCAUUUUCUGGAAAUAUCUUUUCUUCCCACUUUUUUCUUUUCAAAUUUCAUCAAAACUAUUCCUUUCUUCAUCACCUGCAUCAACUUCCUGCUCUCUGAUCUCUACUUUCUUUCUCUUCACCCACCAAUUUGAACUUGGAACACACAGAAUUCAGGGUUAGGAAAAUAAAAGAAAUGGGUCAUUGGUCAUCAAUGUUUAAUGGGUUAGCAAGAUCAUUUUCAAUAAAGAAAGUGAAGAAUUCAGGAAAUGGAGUUGUAGGUAGGGAAACUGCAGAGUCCUUAGCAAAGGAUGCAAAGAAGAAUGAUUUGAUAUUAAGGUCUUCUGGCAUUGUUAAUGUCGGCGGGUCGAAAAACUUCGCCUCAGUAUGCACAAGGAGGGGUCAAAAGGGUGUUAAUCAAGAUUGUUGCAUUGUUUGGGAGGAAUUUGGAUGUCAACCUGAUAUGAUAUUUUGUGGGAUUUUUGAUGGACAUGGUCCAUGGGGUCAUUUUGUUGCCAAGAAAGUGAGGGAAUCGAUGCCACCAUCGUUGUUAUGCAAUUGGCAAGAAACUCUUUCUCAAAUGGUGCUUGACCCGGAAUUUGAUCUGGAUGUAAAUAAGAAGAUGGAUUGGUUUAAUAUUUGGAAGCAAUCUUACUUAAGGACAUGUGCAACAGUUGAUCAAGAACUUGAGCAACACAGAAAAAUCGAUGCAUAUAACAGUGGGACAACCGCCCUCUCUUUCGUGAGACAGGGUGAAAAAAUUAUCAUUGCUAAUGUUGGUGACUCCCGUGCUGUAUUGGGUACUACUUCAGAUGACGGUGACUUAGUAGCUGUGCAGCUCACUAUCGAUUUUAAGCCUAAUUUGCCUCAGGAAGCUGAGCGAAUAAUGCAAUGUAAUGGGCGAGUAUUCUGCUUAGACGAUGAGCCAGGAGUGCAUAGGGUGUGGCUACCUGAUGAGGAGGUGCCAGGUCUAGCAAUGUCGAGAGCUUUUGGGGAUUACUGCAUCAAGGAUUUUGGCCUUAUAUCAGUGCCUGAAGUGACACAAAGGAAUAUUACCAGUAAAGACCAGUUCAUCGUGCUGGCAACUGACGGGGUAUGGGAUGUGGUAUCCAAUCAAGAGGCAGUAGAGAUUAUAUCUACGAGCCUAGAUCGAGGCAAAGCUGCUAAGAAACUGGUAGCUCACGCGGUCCGAGAAUGGAAGCGAAAGAGACGAGGGUUUGCAAUGGAUGAUAUAUCAGCAAUAUGCCUCUUUUUACACUCUCCCUUCUCUUCAUCUCAAUAACCCCAAAGCCCAAACCCUCUGUAAUGCUGUAAUCAUCUCAAAAAUAUCACACAGCUUUGUAAUGUAUGUGUCAAUUCUGCUGUGGUUGAUCUGAUCUGAUCAGUAAAGUAAAAUGUGUGAUUCAUGUGAAAUUUAAUGUCAAAAUUCUCUUAUCUCUCUA